AUGAACUUCGAUAUAAGAGAUUUGGCAACGUUUGACGACGAUCGCGCGGAGACGCAAAGCCUUCUGGCACUACCGAGUACACGAAGUGAACACAAUGCAACCUCAUCGGAUCAAGUGGGCAUCUACUCCCCAGCCCAGCCGAACAUCUCAUCCAACCCUGAUGAAAUUGACAUGUGGGACUAUUUCGAAUCCACUAGGCGUUCCGCCAGUUACCAUUUGGAUGAGUACUUUCACUUUCGCGAGGAUGUAAGGAGUGAAUCCGCUCCUGAGCAGCCAGAGUUACAAGAUUUAGUGGACCAGAAGCGUAAAAUGCCAAAACAGUCGGCCUGGCGCCUAAAAGUGGCUCGGGAUAGCUUAUUGAACGAAUUGGAAACGUCGACCCACCUUCUGGACAUCAUGUCCGGAAUAGCAAAGAAAGGGCUAGCAAAGUAUUAUGUCCUUUUAGUCCUUCUGUAG
This is a messenger RNA of Bipolaris victoriae FI3, 456 nucleotides long. RefSeq lists its product as hypothetical. The coding region runs from base 1 to 456 and encodes 151 amino acids. The record is from RefSeq and is a predicted model, not a curated record. The transcript has 2 exons. NCBI's taxonomy places the organism in Eukaryota, Fungi, Ascomycota, Dothideomycetes, Pleosporales, Pleosporaceae.